Messenger RNA from Oreochromis aureus, 2329 nucleotides. It is a transcript of the gene prelid3a, whose product is annotated as PRELI domain containing 3A. Gene Ontology annotation, biological process: phospholipid transport. Gene Ontology annotation, cellular component: mitochondrial intermembrane space. Gene Ontology annotation, molecular function: phosphatidic acid transfer activity. Bases 537 to 1073 code for a protein of 178 amino acids. NCBI's taxonomy places the organism in Eukaryota, Metazoa, Chordata, Actinopteri, Cichliformes, Cichlidae. The record is from RefSeq and is a predicted model, not a curated record. The transcript is spliced from 7 exons.
AGGGCGCUGUUCAUUACGAGAACAUUCAUAUAGAAAAAUUCUGACACUAAUAAAAAUAUUAUUGCUAAUUUACGUUUAUGAACUGUAUAUCUCCAUGAGAUAGUCCACAUACUCUAAGUGAUGUCGGUAAAACCAGUGUCGUCGACUGAUCAGGACACGCGGGCGAGGGUUUUAUUCUGAAAUGUGCGACCUGACUCCUGUAUCUCACUCUAUGUGACUUGACGCUACUUGCCGCCGCAGUUGCACCGGCUUCUCUCCUGUCCUAGCGGGACGAUUUACUUGAAUUCAUCCAUUACAGGCCCAUCUGCCUGUCGUCGCCGUGACGCGGGGAUCGCAGGGUGUUUUGCGCAGUCUUUACGCGAAGCUGAUAUGCGGAGGAAAGCUGGGAUGUGUUCCCUGGACUCACUGCAUUGAUGUUCGUGAGCUUCUGUCAUCACAGGCCUCAUUCUCCCAUUACUGGAGCUAGUUCCUCAUAAUAAUGGUGCGGUGAAAAGGGUGUUUUGUUCCACGAUAAGGUCAACAGACUGGCAUAUAAAAUGAAGAUUUGGAGCACGGAGCAUGUUUUCAGUUACCCUUGGGAGACGGUGAUCAAGGCUGCUAUGAGGAAGUACCCCAACCCCAUGAACCCUAAUGUGAUCGGGGUGGACGUGUUGGACCGCAGUCUGGACACAGAGGGCCGGCUUCACAGCCACAGACUCCUCAGCACAGAGUGGGGCCUACCGGCUAUCGUCAGAGCGAUACUGGGAACCAACCAGACACAGACCUAUGUGAAGGAACAUUCCAUAGUUGAUCCAGAGGAGAAAAAGAUGGAGUUGUGCUCAACAAAUAUCACUCUAACUAACCUCAUAUCUGUGGAUGAGAGGCUUCUUUACAGACCACACCCAGACAAUCCUGAGGUGACUGUCCUGACCCAGGAAGCCAUCAUUACAGUGAAGGGAGUCAGUUUGAGCAGCUACCUGGAAGCCAUGAUGGCCAGGAGUAUGUCAGCUAACGCCAGGAAGGGUUGGGAUGCUAUUGAGUGGAUUAUUCAGAACUCCGAAAGAGAAAAUGUACCUCUCUGUGACAUUUACUAACGCUGGUGUUGAAGUGUACAGUGGCAACUAUUUUCCCUGGCUACACCUCAUAAACAACUGGCGAUCCUCAGCAUUUCCAGCAUUUCUCUGGCCGGUGGUGGUCUGAGAGGUUUUUUUUUUUUUUUUUUUUCUGGCUUUCCAUCUGAAACAGCACAGAAAGAACAAACAAACAGUAACAUUUUUGCCAAAGCUGAAUGAUUAUUAAAACAUAUUAGAGUAGAUUUUAAGAGAUAAGGGGGCCAACUGUGGUAGGAGUAACUCAUUGCUUACUGACUACUCAUUAACCCAUUAGCUGUUUAAAGAAGUGUUAGCAAAACAGAGAGCUGCAUCAGCUUUACUGAAGGACCGCCUGAAAACACUGUUUGAAAUAUUAUAUUACAGUUGACUUUCACACCAUGUCAUAUUAUUUUUUAAAACUCUAGAGAGGAAGGAUGCAAAAGGCCAUGACGUGGUGAAAUGUUAGUAAUAUGCAACCAACCUCAUGAUUUUAUUUGAACUAAUGUAGAUUUUGUGUAGUGUCACACAACAGAGACUAUAGUAGGAGUUUAAAUUGGAACGUUUUUAUUGGUGCUUAUUACUUGUUACAACGGGGCACAGACUGUAGAUCAUGUCCGCAUGAUAGUAGUAAAAAAAAACAGCAAGAAUGUGGGAGUGGGAAGAAAAAUAUUUAGAUAGACAAUAUCAGUUCUUUGACUUACUAUCACAAAAACAAGAUGGGAAUGUAUCAUUAACAUUGCCUUCUUUCUGUACUCUCAAAGCAUCAAUACACCGGCUUCUUUUUGAUGUAGCAUGGGCAGCACAUUUGCAAGCAGGUUACUGAGGAAGAGGAGGAUCGUGCAGGUUAUACAAACACACACAGGCUAAACCAUUUAUAAUGGCCUUAAGAUGAUGCCUGUGUAUUAUUGCUUUGAGGGCAGUGCAAUGCCUUUGCCAGUCACACCUGUCAUGCUUCCACAUGCUGAACUACUCCAUAACCUGUAUACCCUGAGGAGCAGGGCAGUACUGUAUGUGACAUUCUGCAUUGGGAGAAGCACAACGUGCUAAAUCAGCUUUCUGAGUAAAAUUAAAAAUUUACAUAUUUGUAUAAAUAUUAUUUAUUUAACAACAAUGUGUGAUAAAACGUAAAUUAUUUCAUGUGUGUGUGGGUGUGUUCAUGUCAUGGGGGAAAAAUGUUACAUUUUCUUUUUUCUUUUUUUUAUUUGUAACUUGAAACAGUUGUCUUUCUGCGAUGAUUAAAAAAAAGUGUUUGAAAAAUU